Molecule: messenger RNA, 960 nt
Organism: Solanum pennellii
Lineage: Eukaryota; Viridiplantae; Streptophyta; Magnoliopsida; Solanales; Solanaceae
Exons: 3
Coding region: 1-960 (319 amino acids)
Source: RefSeq, a predicted model, not a curated record
AUGAAUCUAGAAUUUGUGAAGGGUGUUGAUUUACCAAGAAGAAAAAAAAGUAAAAAGGUAAAAUUUGAUCCUGAUUGUGUUGUAGCAAUUUUUGAGCUUGGUAUGGUAUUUGAAAGUGCUGAAAAUUUUAGAAAAGCUGAUGCAGACUAUUCUUGUGAAUAUAAAACUAGUAUAGAUAAAGAUUCUGGUUGUUUUGUUGUCAAAAAUUAUUAUCCUGUGCAUGUAUGUCCUCAAUCAAUCAAGAACAAGUUGUGUACAUAUAAGUUUGUUGCAGAAAAGCUCAAGGAUGAAAUUACCUGUCAACCAUAUAUAAGAUUAUGGAAAAUUCAGGAAUUGGUGAGAAAAAAAUUUGGAUUGUAUGUUGGAAGAACAGUUUGUCAUAGGGCAAAAAAGAGGAUUAUCAAGGAGUUCUUAGGUGAUUGGAAGAUGGAAUUUUCAAGAUUGUGUGAUUAUGCAGACAUGAUUAAACAUACUAAUCCUGGUACUUCCUGUUGGGUGAGGACAGAUAGAGAGUCUCAGCCAGGAAAAACUUUGUUUGUUUACUUCUAUGUUUGCUUUGAUGCAUUGAAGAGGGGUUGGUUGGAAGGAUGCAUAAAAAUUAUUGGUUUUGAUGGAUGUUUUCUGAAGGGUUCUUGCAAGGGAGAAUUGUUGGUUGCUGUUGGUAGAAAUGGAAAUCAACAGAUGUUUCCAAUCGCAUGGGUUGUUGUUGACACAGAGACAAAACAUAGUUGGAGUUUUUUCCUCAAGUACUUGAUAGAAGGUCUGAACUUAGGCACUGGACAUGGACUGACUGUUAUGUCAGAUUUGCAGAAGGGCCUUGUACCAGCUUUAUAUGAGUUGCUACCAGAUAGUGAGCAAAGAAGGUGUGCUAGACAUAUCUGGUACAACUGCAUCAAUUAUGGAGUGGUGAAGAAAGAAGGAAACAGUUCUGGAGAUGAGCUAAGUCAAGUUUUGAAGUGA